UGAAAUACUGUGGGUACCUGAAAAACUCAACUAAGCCCUUCAGUUCAAACUGGAACAGCAAGUAUCCCAAGCUGAUGAAACUUGGAAGAGACAUCACCCUGUGGGGGCUGGAGCUGGGGCUGCUGUCCAUGGCCAAGGGAGAGCUUGCGUGGUUCAUCUUUGUGCCGAAAUACGCCUAUGGCCAAAUGGGCUGUCCCCCCUGCAUCCCCCCAAACACCACUGUGCUCUUCCUGGUGUUGCUGCUGGACUUCAUAGACUCAAAGGAAUCUGACGCCUUCCUUGAGCUAACCAAUGAGCAGCGGGAUACAUUUCCACUACAGAAGGUGUUGAAAGUGGCAACCGUGGAGAGAGAGUUUGGCAACUACUUCUUUAAUAUGCAGCACUUUAGGAUUGCCAAAGACAGAUACAAAAAGGCACUAUCCAUCCUGGAUCGCAGCCCUAGCAGUGAAGCAGAGCUGAAGCAGAUCAAUACUUCCAAGGUGCUGCUGCUCCUCAAUCUGUCCCUCACUUACCUCAGACUGGAACGUCCUGACCAAGCUUUGAAAUAUGGGGAACGGGCCUUGGAGCUGGACCAGGGAAAUGCCAAAGCACUGUUCAGAUGUGGCCAGGCUAGUCUCUGCCUGGGGGAAUACAGCAAAUCCUGGGAUUUCCUGAUCAGAGCUCAGAAGAUCCAACCCCUUGACAAGAAUAUUAACAAGGAGCUGGAGAAGUUGGCACGCUGCCAUAAGGCAUACGAGGAAAAGGAGAAAGAAAUGUGGCGCCGAGUGUUUUGCUCUCAGUUCUGA
Molecule: messenger RNA, 785 nt
Organism: Acanthisitta chloris (rifleman)
Lineage: Eukaryota; Metazoa; Chordata; Aves; Passeriformes; Acanthisittidae
Gene: FKBP6
Product: FK506 binding protein 6, 36kDa
Exons: 6
Molecular function (GO): peptidyl-prolyl cis-trans isomerase activity; protein binding
Source: RefSeq, a predicted model, not a curated record